AUGAACGGACACGUGAACGGGCAGGUGAACGGGCAGGUGAACGGGCAGGUGAACGGGCAGGUGCAGGAGGAGGAGGAGGAGGUGCAGGACGGGAGCGCCCCUGCCCCGACCCUGCAGACUCAGUACAAGAUGAUCCACCAGGUCUUCAGCGACAAGUGGAGACAGACGGACGACUCGAUGUGUCGACACAGUAUGAGCUUCCACCUGCACCACGCCCUCCAGAAGGACUUCUUCGCCAGCUACUUGUACCUGCUCGAGAAGACGCCCGUGGUGAAGUUGUUCCCCGUCACCUGCGAGUACAUUAAAGGAGAGAAACAGUUUUAUUACCGAGCGCAGAAGUUCUACGAGGACGUGGAGCCGUCGGAGGAGGGGAUGCUCGGGGACUUCGUGGAGAUCUCAGAGAUCGACCUGGAACAGUCCAGAAGGUUCCUCAGCAAGUUCAUCGGUCCGGGGAAGGCGGGCACGUCUCUGGCUCUGGACUGCGGUUCCGGGAUCGGUCGGGUUUCGAAGGGCGUCCUGUUCCCGGUGUUCGAGCGACUAGAACUCGCCGACAUGAUGGAGCACUUCCUGCUUCACGCUCACGAGGAAUAUCUGGGCGACGACGCCGACCGCGUGGACACGUACUACUGCUACAACCUGCAGGAGUUCACCCCCCCCAAGAACAAGUACGACGUCAUCUGGAUGCAGUGGGUCGCCUGUCACCUGACGGACCGGGACCUGGCGGACUUCCUGGCGCGGUGUAAGCGGGCGCUGCGUCCGAACGGCGUGUUGGUGCUGAAGGACAACAUGGCGCGUCGCGGCUGUAAACUGGACGCGGUGGACAGCAGCAUCAGCCGCCACCUGGACGUCAUGAGGAACAUCGUCCACCAGGCCGGACUCCAGAUCCUCGCCCUCGAACGCCAGGAGGGUUUCCCCGACGUCAUCAUGCCCGUGUGGAUGCUCGCCAUGCGCUAGACCCGACCCGGAACCC
Boleophthalmus pectinirostris (great blue-spotted mudskipper) is the source of this 970-nucleotide messenger RNA. RefSeq names its product N-terminal Xaa-Pro-Lys N-methyltransferase (gene ntmt2). The transcript has 4 exons. Gene Ontology annotation, molecular function: N-terminal protein N-methyltransferase activity. Lineage: Eukaryota; Metazoa; Chordata; Actinopteri; Gobiiformes; Gobiidae. Gene Ontology annotation, cellular component: cytoplasm. Gene Ontology annotation, biological process: N-terminal protein amino acid methylation. The record is from RefSeq and is a predicted model, not a curated record. Bases 1 to 954 code for a protein of 317 amino acids.